Molecule: messenger RNA, 2067 nt
Organism: Phragmites australis (common reed)
Lineage: Eukaryota; Viridiplantae; Streptophyta; Magnoliopsida; Poales; Poaceae
Exons: 1
Coding region: 598-1590 (330 amino acids)
Molecular function (GO): carbohydrate binding
Source: RefSeq, a predicted model, not a curated record
GACACAGCUUUCUGUUUAUCUGGCCUGGCUCCGAGGUUAGGUAGUGAGGAGCUCAGUUAAUUCUUCACGCGAAUCGAAGGAGCUCACUCAGCUGCGUUGCCUUGUUUCUUCUACCCUCGUCGUCACUCGCCAGUAAUGCAAAGGAAAAAAGCAAGAGCAAAAGCAGCUAAGCUAGGUCCACUCCUCGUCAGUGAGACAAACACUGGCUGCAGCCUGCAGCACUAGCUCAUCUAUCUCUCUUAUCUAUCCCCUUUCCCUUCCCUUUCGUUGCCCUUGAUUUUGUGCAAACCAAACUAGCUACUACUACUACAUCCAUCCACUGUGUCUCACUCAUCUGAUCCAGUCAUAGGAAGGAGCGCUGGGAGGACGAGCUGAGGUUGCAAGCUGCUAUUCUGAUGUGAUGGUGGAGGACAAGUCGCAUUAGCUAUCGCCCGGGGAUGGAUCGAUGCUACUGCACUGCACUGCACUGCAUGCAAGCCAGCAGCAGCAGAUGAUGAUGAGCCAUCUUGCAUUGUCUCCGCAGCAGAUUUAAUUUGACUUGCUCCUCCCCCUCCUCAAUCUUGAUCUGCUUCUUACUGCUAGUCACAUCAAUUGGAGAUGCCCACUCUCCGUAGCUGCAACACGCUGCUCUUGUCGCUCCUCCUCCUCCUAGCAUCCUCCGCCGCCAGCUUUUCCUUCUCCCUCGACUUCUUCCCCGGCGCCAUCGCCCAGCUCGCCCUCUCCGGCGCUGCCAAUGCCACCUCCGGCGCCGUCAACAUGGCCUCCCCCAGCGCCCGGGUCCAGUACAGGAACCCCAUCGUCGUCUCCUCCUUGGCGGCCGGGGCCGGGUUCGGCUUCUCCACUUACUUCUCCUUCGCCCUCUCACCACAACCACCUGCUGCAUCCCUCGCCUUCUUCCUCACCCCCUCACCCCGCUCGCCCCCCGCCCUCGCCGUCGUCUUCUCCGCAUCACACGUCCGUGUCGACCUCGCCGGCCGCACCGCCCUCCAGACCCAGUCCCAGUCCCACACCCCCGGCACCAGCCCCAGGAGACAAAGGCUGCACUCGUGGAUAGACUACAACGCCACCACCGCCACGCUCCACGUCCGCCUCUCCACCGCGCGCCUCCCCAACCCGCCGCCCGUGCUGCUCUCCUACCCGCUCGAUCUGUCCCCGGUCCUCCGGAGGGGGCCCAUGCUGGUCGGCUUCCAGUUCCAGGCCGCCUCCUCCUCCGCCGGCAACUGCAGCCUCUUCAGCUGGGCCUUCCGGGCCAGCCACGGCGCUCCCUACCAGAUGCACUCCCAGCCGCUCAACCCCGCCGACCUGCUCACCACGCCGCCGCCAGAGCGCGUCCACCGUGCCGCCGACCGACGUUACAACCACUGGGGAGCUGCCGUGUCACUGCUGUUCGCGGCCGCGUGCGGUGCCAUGGUCACAUUCUUUGUGCUCUUCCUCUGGUACUCCGUGGCGUCACGCCGCCGCCCCAUCACGCCGGUGGAGUACCCCAUGCACCCCUCCAAUGUCGUCUACGAGAAGAUUGUGCUCGUUGGAGUCAAGGACGACGCUGCCGCUGCCGACAACGAUGUGCCUCCUUCCGGCCGUAACAAGUAGAUGCCCCGACGACAAUGUGCCUCCUACCAGGGUCGGUGACAACAAGUUGAUGCUCCUCCACCUCCUCAAGUACGGGCUCUAGCUCAUCUUGCUUGUUUUGUUUCAAUCAAUGUUGCUGCUGCCUUGCAAAUGUUUUGUAAGUACUACCAUCAGCUAGAGACUGCAGUGGAAACUGCAGAUUUUGCGACCAAAGGAAACGGAGCAAACCCUGCACUUUCCACCCAAAUUAGAGGUUUGGUUUUGAUGUUGUUCCUAAUUAAGUUGUAUGUAACUCGUCAUGUCAUCCGCCACUGCUACUAUUUCCUUUCGUGUAAUGAUACUUAGUGAUGUGCUAGUGUUUCAGUUUUCAACUCUAACUGAGAAGUUGAUCUCUUCUUUUGGCUAAAUGCAUAUUGCUCAAUCAGCAUCAAUAGUAUUAUACUUGUUCAAAAAGAUUGGCACUUCGUCACUACAAUAAUCAAGAAUUGAAUUGUAUUA